AUGUACCCUCUUGUCGAUUGCUUCUCCCCAUUCUUUCAUAAGACUUCAAUUCCUUCCUCUGUGGUAUGUUCCUCUUUCAUUGUCAUCGCCACUUUUUCGUUCAUCUAUCUAUCUAUCUAUCUAUCUAUCUAUCUAUCUAUCUAUCUAUCUAUGCACAUGGAUUGCCAAAAAUUAGAAAGGACUAUAAAACUUGUUGUUGUCGUUGUUGUUGUUGUUGUUGUUCUUCUUCUUCUUCUUGUUCUUCUUCUUCUUCUUCUUCCUCUUAUUUUUCUUCUUUAUCCACAUCCUCCUUUUCUUCUUCCUCCUCUUUCUUCUUCUUCCGCCUCCCCUUUUUCUUCUUCUUCCUCCUCCUCCUCUUCUUCUUCCUCUUCUUUUUCUUCUUCUUCCUAUUCUUCCUCUUCUUCUUCUUCUCAUCCUUUUCUUUUUCUUUUUCCUCCCCUUCUUCUUCUUCCUCUUCCUCCUCUUCCUCUUUCUCCUCUUUCUUGUUUUUCCACCCCUUCUUCUUCUUCUUCUUCUUUUUUUAUCCACCUCCUCCUUUUCUUCUUCCUCCUCCUCCUUGUCCUCUUUUUCUUUUUCCUCCUCCUCCUCCUCUUCUUAUACGAACAUUAG
Molecule: messenger RNA, 609 nt
Organism: Acanthosepion pharaonis
Lineage: Eukaryota; Metazoa; Mollusca; Cephalopoda; Sepiida; Sepiidae
Source: the annotation of a GenBank genome assembly